ACGACCUACAUCCAUACCACAGCACCCCCAGCCACAUCCACACCCCCACCCCAACCAAUCACCACCCGCCCACGUCAACCAUGCCCACACCCCAUUUAGGCCCCCUCAGAUCAGACCUAUGCCCCCCCUGCCCACCCCACCCCACAAAGAGGGCCUCAACAUGGAAGUCACAAAUACGCCCAGGCAGUGAGCGGGCAAACAGGCCCAACCCCCACUCUUACACUAGCCCAAGCUAAUGGCAUGUACCAGAUGCUCAGCAGGCUCUGCUCACACUUACUGGCCUGAGCCCAAGCCACACGACCAACAACAUUGGACACUUUAUGGAACACAAAGCCUUCACUAUCUCAUCCUGGAAUAUCCAAGGCAUGAGGUCAUCUGCCUUUGGCCUAAAGAGCAGGAACCUGGACUUCACCAAAGAAAUCGGUAAUACAGACAUUGUCAUCCUGCAAGAAACCUGGUAUAGAGGAGACGGACCCACUGGUUGCCCUCUAGGUUACAGAGAGCUGGUAGUCCCAUCCACCAAACUACCAGGUGUGAAACAGGGAAGGGACUCAGGGGGUAUGCUAAUUUGGUAUAGAGCAGACCUAACUCACUCCAUUAAAUUAAUCAAAACAGGAACAUUUUACAUUUGGCUAGAAAUUCAAAAGGAAAGUAUCUUAACAGAGAAAAAUGUCCUCCUGUGUGCUACCCACUAGAAUCCCCAUACUUUAAUGAAGACAGCUUCUCCAUCCUGGAGGGGGAAAUCAAUCAUUUCCAGGCUCAGGGACAUGUACUAGUCUGUGGCGACCUAAAUGCCAGAACCGGACAAGAACCUAACACCCUCAGCACACAGAGGGACAAACACCUGCCUGCAGGUGACAGCAUUCCCUCCCCGCAUUCCCUCCCCUAGGCACAACUAUGACAACAUAACCAACAAAAACUGGUCACAACUCCUGCAGCUCUGUCACACGCUGGGUAUGUACAUAGUCAAUGGUAGGCUUCGAGGGGACUCACAUGGUAGGUACACCUAUAGCUCAUCUCUUGGCAGUAGUACUGUAGACUACUUUAUCACUGACCUCAACCCCAAGUCUCCCAGAGCGUUCACAGUCAGCCCACUGACACCCCUAUCAGACCACAGCAAAAUCACAGUCUACUUGAAAAGAGCAAUACUCAAUCAUGAGGCAUCAAAGCCAAAGGAACUCAGUAACAUUAAUAAAUGCAAUAGAUGGAAGGAAUGCAGUUUAGAAACCUACCAAAAAACAACUAGGCAACAACAUAUUCAAUCCCUUUUAGACAACUUCCUGGGUAAAACAUUCAAUUGUAAUAGUGAACGUGUAAACUUGGCAGUAGAAAAUCUUAACAGUAUAUUUGACCUCUCAGCUUCCCUAUCAAAUCUAAAAAUCUCAAAUAGAAAACCGAAGAAAAUGAACAAUGACAAAUGUUUGAUGAAGAAUGCAAAAAUCUAAGAAAGAAAAACAUAGAGACCUGGAAAACCUGAGUCUACGCCUUCACUAUGGUGAAUCACUAAAACAAUACAGAAAUACGUUACGGAAAAAGAAGGAACAGCACGUCAGAAAUCAGCUCAAUGUAUUUGAAGUAUCCAUAGAUUCUAACCACUCCUGGGAAAAUUGGAAAACACUAAACAAACAACAACACGAAGAUGUAUCUAUCCAAAAUGGAGAUGUAUGGGUAAACCACUUCUCCAAACUUUUUGGCUCUAUAACAAAGAACUAACAGCAAAAACAUAUACAUGAUCAAAUACAAAUCUUAGAAUCAAAUAUUUAAAGACUACCAAAACCCACUGGAUUCUCCAAUUACCUUGAGUGAGCUACAGGACAAAAUAAAAACCCUCCAACCCAAAAAGGCAUGUGGUGUGAUGGUAUUCUCAAUGAAAUGAUCAAAUAUACAGACAACAAAUUCCAAUUGGCCAUACUAAAACUCUUUAACAUCAUCCUUAGCUCUGGCAUCUUCCCCAAUAUUUGGAACCAAGGACUGAUCACCCCAAUCCACAAAAGUGGAGACAAAUUUGACCCCAAUAACUACCGUGGGAUAUGCGUCAACAGCAAAAAUCCUGGGAAAAUCCUCUGCAUUAUCAUUAACAGCAGACUCGUACAUUUCCUCAGUGAAAACAAUGUACUGAGCAUAUGUCAAAUUGGCUUUUUACCCAAUUACCGUACAACAGACCACGUAUUCACCCUGCACACCCUAAUUGACAAACAAACAAACCGAAACAAAGGCAAAGGCAAAGUCUUCUCAUGCUUUGUUGAUUUCAAAAAAGUCUUCGACUCAAUUUGGCAUGAGGGUCUGCUAUACAAAUUGAUUGAAAGUGGUGUUGGGGGAAAACUAUACGACAUUAUAAAAUCCAUGUACACAAACAACAAGUGUGCGGUUAAAAUAGGCAAAACACACACACAUUUCUUCCCACAGGGCCGUGGGGUGAGACAGGGAUGCAGCUUAAGCUCCACCCUCUUCAACAUAUACAGUGGGGAGAACAAGUAUUUGAUACACUGCUGAUUUUGCAGGUUUUCCUGCAAGCCACAUAAUAUAGCCUAUACUGAGUGAUGACAAUACAGAAUACCCUGUAACCCAGUGUGUGUUUUGGUGGGUAGGGACAGGAGAGGCCUGUGACCAGGGCCUGUGACUGUCUAAAUACCCACUCAAUCUAUACAUCCCUGUCCUUUCCAUGUUUAGUGAAUUUCAACUGAUUUCAUGUUUUUAUUGUAUUUUUAUUUAACCUUUAUUUAACGAGGCAAGUCAGACAAGAACAAAUUCUUAUUUACAAUGACGGCCUAGGAACAGUGGGUUAACUGCCUAUGACAGAUUUUUACCUUGUCAGCUCGGGGAUUUGAUCGAGCAACCUUUCUGGCCCAAAGCUCUAACCACUAUGCUACCUGCCGCCCCAUGUACACUCUCGGGAACACUGUUUGGACUGUGAUAAACACUCAUUUAGUAAGUAAUUAACUCAUUCUGCCCACCCCAUCUCCCCAGAUAAGGAGCCAGUGUUGGACAUUCAUCUGCAGCGCUGUACCAGCUCAGUGGAGGACAAGACUGUGGGCCGUGGCCGGGGACAGGGACGGGGACGCUCCAUGGGACAGGACGAUCAUUGCAAGGAGGGACUGAGGGAAAAUUGGAAAAUUCUGUGGAUAUAUUGAAGCAACAUCAAUCAGGAAGUUAAAGCUUGGUCGCAAAUGGAUCUUCCAAAUGGGCAAUGAACCCAAGCAUACUUCCAAAGUUGUGGCAAAAUGGCUUAAUGACAACAAAGUCAAGGUAUUGGAGCGGCCAUCACAAAGCCCUGACCUCAACCCUAUAGAAAAUGUGUGGGCAGAACUGAAAGAGACCGUGUGCGAGCAAGGAGGUCUACAAACCUGACUCGGUUACACCAGCUCUGGAAGGAGGAAUGGGCCAAAGUUCACCCAACUUAUUGUCUCACUGGUUAAGGGGGUGUUGUUGUGCUGGACUGUUGUCUGGGUCUGUGCUGACUGGAGUGUAGUCACCUGCUGUUCCAGCUCCACCUGCCUUACUUCCAGCUGGGUGGCGAGCAGGCAGCCAGCAGACCAUUCUCCAUGAGGAGCAGUAGAAGAUGCCGGCUCUGCCAGCGCUGCUGCUGUCGAUACACUUCUCCUCCUUCCUGCUAGUUACCAUGGCACCACGCUCCGGAAGCCAGGCCGCCCAGCUAUCCUCCGUCCGGAUGGCUGCGAUCCUGGAUGACCAGUCAGUGUGUGGGCGUGGGGAGCGGCUGGCUCUGGCCCUGGCCAGGGAGAACAUCAACAGUGUGAUGGAGGGAGGGGCCAGAGCCCGUGUGGAGGUGGAUAUAUUCGAACUGCAGAGGGACUCCCAGUAUGAGACCACUGACACCAUGUGCCAGAUUCUACCUAAAGGAGUGGUGUCUGUGAUAGGCCCUGCCAACAGCCCUGCUUCUGGCUCUACUGUCAGUCAUAUAUGUGGAGAGAAGGAGAUCCCACAUGUAAAGAUAGGUCCAGAGGAGACUCCCAGGUUGCCCUACCUGCGUUUUGCCUCGGUCAGUCUGUACCCUAGCAACGAGGACAUGAGCCUGGCCGUGGCAGCCAUCCUGCGAUCCUUCAGCUACCCCUCAGCCAGCCUGGUCUGCUCCAAGGCCGAGUGCCUUCUGCGAUUGGAGGAGCUAGUGCGGCGCUUCCUGAUCUCCAGGGAGACGCUGUCAAUCAGGAUGCUGGAUGACAGCCUGGAUCCCACCCCUCUGCUGAAGGAGAUACGAGACGACAAGGUGGCCACCAUCAUCAUCGACGCCAACGCCUCCAUCUCCUACCUCAUCCUCAAAAAGGCAUCAGAGUUGGGGAUGACAUCAGCGUUUUACAAGUACAUCCUCACCACCAUGGACUUCCCCCUGCUGAGGCUGGAUGACAUAGUCGAUGACCAGUCCAACAUCAUAGGGUUCUCCAUGUUCAACACCACCCAUCCGUUCUACCUGGAGUUCAUCAGGAGUCUCAACCUGUCCUGGAGGGAGGGCUGUGAUCUCAUCUACCCCGGGCCUGCGUUGUCGUCAGCGUUGAUGUUUGACGCGGUGCACGUUGUGGUGGGGGCGGUGAGGGAGCUCAACAGGAGUCAGGAGAUUGGAGUCAAACCUCUCAGCUGCACAUCUCCUCAGAUCUGGCAACACGGCACCAGCCUCAUGAACUACCUACGCAUGGUGGAGUAUGAUGGUCUGACAGGCCAUGUGGAGUUCAACAGUAAAGGACAGAGGACCAACUACACCCUGAGGAUUCUGGAGAAACACCGCAGGGAUCACAGAGAGAUUGGUAUCUGGUACUCCAACAACACACUGGCUAUGAACGCCACCAGUCUGGACAUCAACGUCUCGGAGACACUGGCCAACAAGACCCUCAUCGUCACCACCAUACUGGAGAGCCCCUAUGUGAUGCGUAAGGGGAACUACCAGGAGUACCAGGGGAAUGACCAGUACGAAGGCUUCUGUGUGGACAUGUUGAGAGAGCUGGCAGACAUCUUGAAGUGCUCCUUCAGGAUUAAACUGGUGGAUGAUGGGCUGUAUGGAGCACCUGAACCCAACGGGUCCUGGACCGGCAUGGUGGGAGAGCUCAUCAACAGGAAAGCAGACUUGGCAGUAGCAGGCUUUACCAUCACGUCUGAGAGGGAGAAAGUCAUAGACUUCUCCAAGCCCUUCAUGACGCUAGGAAUCAGCAUCUUGUACAGAGUCCACCUGGGGAGGAAGCCGGGGUAUUUCUCCUUCCUGGACCCCUUCUCUCCAGCCGUUUGGCUCUUCAUGCUGCUCGCCUACUUGGCUGUCAGCUGUGUGCUCUUCCUGGCUGCAAGGUUAAGUCCCUAUGAGUGGUACAACCCCCACCCAUGUCUGCAGGGGCACAAGGACAUGCUGGAGAACCAGUACACCCUAGGGAACAGCCUGUGGUUCCCUGUAGGAGGCUUCAUGCAGCAGGGCUCUGAGAUCAUGCCCCGUGCCCUGUCCACACGUUGCGUCUCAGGGGUCUGGUGGAUGUUUACGCUGAUCAUCAUCUCCUCCUACACGGCCAACCUGGCAGCCUUCCUGACCGUCCAGAGGAUGGAGGUGCCCAUCGAGUCUCCUGACGACCUGGCCGACCAGACCAACAUCGAGUAUGGCACUAUCCACGGGGGGAGCACCAUGACUUUCUUCAUGAACUCGCGCUACCAGACAUACCAGCGCAUGUGGAACUACAUGCACUCCAAGCAGCCCAGUGUGUUUGUGAAGAGCACCGAGGAGGGCAUUGCCCGCGUGGUCAACUCUAAAUAUGCCUUCCUCCUGGAGAGCACCAUGAAUGAGUACUACCGCAAACUCAACUGUAACCUCACCCAGAUAGGUGGUCUGCUGGACACCAAGGGCUAUGGCAUCGGCAUGCCACUGGGAUCUCCAUUCAGAGAGGAGAUCACUAUGGCCAUCCUGCACCUGCAGGAGAACAACAGGCUGGAGAUCCUGAAGAGGAGGUGGUGGGAGGGAGGACAGUGCCCUAAAGAGGAGGACCACAGAGCCAAGGGUCUGGGCAUGGAGAACAUCGGGGGUAUCUUCGUGGUGUUGAUCUGUGGCCUCAUCAUCGCUGUGUUCGUGGCCAUCAUGGAGUUUGCGUGGUCGACGCGCUGCUCUUCAGAGACAGACGAGGUACGCCCUCACUCCUGCCCUCGCCGACACCACAGACCCAUCCCAGUGUCUGUCUGUCAGGAGAUGCUCACCGAGUUCCGAAACGCUGUCUCCUGUAAGAAGAGUUCCCGUUCCCGUCGUCGCCGCCCCCUGGGCAACUCCGCGGCCCUCCGCCACCCCACCCGCAUCGCCCUGGGGGCCCAGCGGCCACUCCGCCUCGUACAGGAGAUGCGCCUCAGCAACGGCAAGCUCUACAGUGGCUCGGGACCCCUGACUGGGGGAGCAGGGGGGCCAGGAGGGGGUGUAGGGGCUGGGGGAGGUCCAUCAGACAUGGGCCCUGGGCCUCAGCGACUCCUGGAGGACCCUCUGGGGGCUAACACCACCCCUCCUCACCCGCCCCAGCCUCAGGCCCCCGUGGCGCUCCCUCGCAGCUGCACGCACGUCAGGAUCUGCCAGGAGUGCAGGAGGAUCCAGAGCCUGAGGUCAGGGAUGGGGUCCACAAGGAUCCCCCCCUCAUCUGCACCUCUGCCGCGCCUGCCCCCUCCUCCUCCCCCCUCCUCCUCCAACACAGACAGCGAGGGGGGAGGGGGGUCCAGCCCCCGGCGGCUCCCCCACAGCACCCCUGCACCCUGCCUACCCAUACCACCCCCACAGAGCAGCACCGACACAGACCUUCUGGGGAAGCAGGACUAAGACUGACGAACUAGGAGGGGCUGGAGGGUAUAUGGGGGCAAGUUAACAGUGACUUAACUGAUGUUUUGAGCUGCUCAGUGACACACUAUUCUCUGGCCCUCUGUACAUUGGCCUCCAGGAGUGAACUACAGGGAGAGAAGGAGGGAGAAAGAGAGAGAGAGAAUUAGAGGGAUCAAAGAUGUUGUGAGACGUGUGAUGAAGCAAUGGAAAGGAUAUAUUUGCACAGAUACCAAAAGACACACCCAUACAGAAGGAGAAAGAAGGAGAGACUUCCUUUGCUCUCCAGCGCGCUGCCCAGCUGGUUCUGAUGUUAGCCCAGUCUGUUCACAGAACCAUGCUCCACUAUGUUCUGGUUUUGUGGUUUACUUGAAGAUGGCUGCUCGGUUCUUAUCUUGACUUACCAAUGGACCAAUCAGGACUGAGCUACACUGGAUAAAGUAGUCAGGUAACGCACAUCAUUUGAUGCCAGACCUACUGGUUUCUCUGUUGGUCUCUCCCUGUUCUCCCCGCUCUCUCUCUCCAUCUCUCUCUCUCUCUCUUUCCCUUUCCAUGGUACCACAGACUCAUCUAGAGCGGCCAGCUCUUCCUCUCUGGACGGUGACCACUGGAGGAGGAGCCCACAUUGAUCCUGGAGGACCUUAAAUCUAUGUAACAUACAACAACAGAAGACUUUUAAACUGACUCUGAGAAUUAUAGGAUUUUCCAGAUUUUUUUGUUGUUGUCUUUGUCGUUUGGUUACCAUUGUUCUAAGUGGAAGCUACAGAAAAAUAAAGACUAUAUAUGUGACUAAUGUGGUGGAUCACGACACACUAUGAAGACAAGACUCCCCUGAGGUUUACUGUGUGGAGGAGGUGUUUUGUCCCUCCGGGGACCCCGUAGCUGCUUUUGAAACGACAUUGAAGAAAGCAGAUUUGGCUGGAAAUUAGUUGUAACAAAGUCAGAUAUGCAUAAUAUAAUUUCUGUGUGUGUGUGUGUGUGUGUGUGCGUGCGCGGAGAGGUCUGUCCUUACAGCAAGUGAGAGGAACAAAUGAUCAUACCAAGUAUAUGAUAAUCAGAGGCUUUGCGAUGUGAAAUAACUUGUUAUCCUGGAGAAUAUUUGCCAAGCCUUUUCUCCUCUUUACCUCUGUUCAUAGCACAGAGAGAGAGGAAGAGGAGAGAGGAAGAUGAGAGAGGAUGGGGAGAGAGAGAGAAAAAGGAGAGAGCGAUGGAGAGAGGAAGAGGAGAGAGAUAGAGGAGCAAGAGAAAAAAUAGGAAUGCAACAGAGAGGAACAGAGAGAUAAAGGAGGACUGUAUUUGUAUUUGAAUGACAAAUCCCUAAUUGAACUACUUCCAUAAUGAGAUUUGUCCUGAUCUGGUAAUUCUGGGCAGCAUCUUGCAGGGGGCUUGGCCGUGCUGCCGGGAGGCUGGGACUAAAGCUUCCCUGCUCUACAUCCCAUUGAACUGGCUGUCUGCAGCACAGACGCCUGCCAGAACUCCACACAGAGCUCCACACCACCCUGAGCCCUCUCAUUACAGCCUGUGGAGCUUUAGAUCUGGUAAUUAUUCCCCUUUAAUAACUAAUAGCCACACAAUGACUAUGGAGGAGACGGAGGUCAUGGUUUAAUGUUAUAAAAGUAUGACGGGGAAUAAUGUUACAGUGUUCAAGCCUUUCUGAGGCUUUCUGCUGCCUCUCUCACACAUACACCACAGAUCAUCAUACACACACACUGACAGACAUAACCAUGCAACCUAAGAAAUACAUAAUUAUUUAUGUUUUUCUUCUCUUGGACCCACAGUGCAUCAGUGAGCCAGACACACACAUCUGCAUAGGUCACCACUCUAGUCUCAACUCAAUGCUGUGAAACCAUUGGAUGGCUUUCUUCCAAUACACUUCAUUGGCCUCCUUUCCUCAUCUCCUUUCCUACACAACAAUUGAUCUUACAGGGAUAGACAGCUGGUGCAUCUCUAACCGGUCUUUUCACCUAUCAGUGGUGAAGAAGGAAAGGAGAUAAGAAAAUGAAGACCUUUGAGUAUUGGGACAUAUAACAAUGUCAGGGGGGGAAGGAGGGGUACCCAAAGUGAAUCAGAGGGGUGUCUGUGAGGGGAGAGAGUUUACUCAACAAAACAAACAAAUCGUUUCUGUUAACUUUUCAGUUCUCUGUUAUUUUUUCAUAUUUCUAUACUAGUGCUAAAUGGAUUAUUAAAAUAAUGUUGUUGAA
Salvelinus fontinalis (brook trout) is the source of this 8973-nucleotide messenger RNA. RefSeq names its product glutamate receptor ionotropic, kainate 5-like. Gene Ontology annotation, molecular function: kainate selective glutamate receptor activity; transmitter-gated monoatomic ion channel activity involved in regulation of postsynaptic membrane potential. Gene Ontology annotation, cellular component: postsynaptic membrane; presynaptic membrane; kainate selective glutamate receptor complex. Bases 3560 to 6775 code for a protein of 1071 amino acids. The record is from RefSeq and is a predicted model, not a curated record. Gene Ontology annotation, biological process: synaptic transmission, glutamatergic; monoatomic ion transport; modulation of chemical synaptic transmission. NCBI's taxonomy places the organism in Eukaryota, Metazoa, Chordata, Actinopteri, Salmoniformes, Salmonidae. The transcript is spliced from 22 exons.